Messenger RNA from Physeter macrocephalus (sperm whale), 2817 nucleotides. RefSeq names its product cadherin EGF LAG seven-pass G-type receptor 2 (gene CELSR2). Bases 436 to 2754 code for a protein of 772 amino acids. Gene Ontology annotation, biological process: adenylate cyclase-activating G protein-coupled receptor signaling pathway; cell surface receptor signaling pathway. The transcript has 19 exons. The record is from RefSeq and is a predicted model, not a curated record. Gene Ontology annotation, molecular function: G protein-coupled receptor activity. Lineage: Eukaryota; Metazoa; Chordata; Mammalia; Artiodactyla; Physeteridae. Gene Ontology annotation, cellular component: plasma membrane.
GCUGUGCGCCACUGUGACGAGCACAGAGGGUGGCUCCCCCCAAACCUCUUCAACUGCACAUCAGUCACCUUCUCAGAGCUGAAGGGCUUUGCUGAGCGGCUGCAGCGAAACGAGUCAGGCCUGGACUCGGGGCGCUCCCAGCGGCUGGCCCUGCUCCUGCGUAACGCUACCCAACACACGGCUGGCUACUUCGGCAGUGACGUCAAGGUGGCCUACCAGCUGGCCACUCGGCUACUGGCCCACGAGAGCACCCAGCGAGGCUUCGGGCUGUCCGCCACACAGGAUGUGCACUUCACCGAGAAUCUGCUGCGGGUGGGCAGCGCCCUCCUGGAUGCAGCCAACCAGCGGCACUGGGAACUGAUCCAGCAGACGGAGGGUGGCACCGCCUGGCUGCUCCAGCACUAUGAGGCCUAUGCCAGUGCCCUGGCCCAGAACAUGCGGCACACCUACCUAAGCCCCUUCACCAUCGUCACGCCCAACAUCGUCAUCUCUGUAGUUCGCCUGGACAAGGGGAACUUCGCUGGGGCCAAGCUGCCCCGCUACGAGGCGCUGAGAGGGGAGCGGCCCCCGGACCUUGAGACAACGGUCAUUCUGCCCGAGUCCGUCUUCAGAGAAACGCCCCCCGUGGUCAGGCCCGCGGGCCCUGGAGAGGCCCAGGAGCCAGAGGAGCUGGCACGGCGUCAGCGGCGGCACCCGGAGCUGAGUCAGGGUGAGGCGGUGGCCAGUGUCAUCAUCUACCGCACCCUGGCCGGGCUGCUGCCCCAUAACUAUGACCCAGACAAGCGCAGCCUGAGAGUUCCCAAACGCCCUGUCAUCAACACGCCUGUGGUGAGCAUCAGCGUCCAUGACGACGAGGAGCUUCUGCCCCGUGCUUUGGACAAGCCAGUCACGGUGCAGUUCCGGCUGCUGGAGACAGAGGAGCGGACGAAGCCCAUCUGUGUCUUCUGGAACCAUUCGAUCCUGGUCAGUGGCACAGGUGGGUGGUCAGCCCGAGGCUGCGAAGUCGUCUUCCGCAACGAGAGCCACGUCAGCUGCCAGUGCAACCACAUGACGAGCUUCGCUGUGCUCAUGGACGUGUCCAGGCGGGAGAAUGGGGAGAUCCUGCCACUGAAGACGCUGACCUAUGUGGCCCUAGGGGUCACCUUGGCUGCCCUACUGCUCACUUUCCUCUUCCUCACUAUUCUGCGUGCCCUGCGCUCCAACCAGCACGGCAUCCGACGGAACCUGACUGCCGCCCUGGGCCUAGCUCAGCUGGUCUUCCUCCUGGGAAUCAACCAGGCUGACCUCCCUUUUGCCUGCACAGUCAUCGCCAUCCUGCUGCACUUCCUGUACCUCUGCACCUUUUCCUGGGCUCUGCUGGAGGCUUUGCACCUGUACCGGGCGCUCACCGAGAUGCGCGACGUCAAUGCCGGCCCCAUGCGCUUCUACUACAUGCUAGGCUGGGGUGUGCCCGCCUUCAUCACAGGUCUAGCCGUGGGCCUGGACCCGGAGGGCUAUGGGAACCCUGACUUCUGCUGGCUCUCCAUCUACGAUACGCUCAUCUGGAGUUUCGCUGGCCCCGUGGCCUUUGCUGUCUCGAUGAGUGUCUUCCUGUACAUCCUGGCGGCCCGGGCGUCCUGUGCUGCCCAGCGGCAGGGCUUUGAGAAGAAAGGCCCUGUCUCGGGCCUGCGGCCCUCCUUCGCUGUCCUCCUGCUGCUGAGCACCACGUGGCUACUGGCACUGCUCUCUGUCAACAGUGACACCCUCCUCUUCCACUACCUCUUUGCUGCUUCCAAUUGCAUCCAGGGCCCCUUCAUCUUCCUCUCCUAUAUGGUGCUUAGCAAGGAGGUCCGGAAAGCACUCAAGUUUGCCUGCAGCCGCAAGCCCAGCCCUGACCCUGCUCUGACCACCAAGUCCACCCUGACCUCGUCCUACAACUGCCCCAGCCCCUAUGCAGAUGGAAGGCUCUACCAGCCCUAUGGAGACUCAGCAGGCUCUCUGCACAGCGCCAGCCGCUCGGGCAAGAGUCAGCCCAGCUACAUCCCCUUCUUGCUGAGGGAGGAGUCCACACUGAACCCUGGCCAAGGGCCCCCUGGCCUGGGGAACCCUGGUGGCCUAUUCCUGGAAGGUCAAGACCAGCAGCACGAUCCAGACACAGACUCCGACAGUGACCUGUCCCUGGAAGAUGACCAGAGUGGCUCCUAUGCCUCUACCCACUCAUCAGAUAGCGAGGAGGAGGAAGAGGAGGAGGAGGCAGAGGCCACCUUCUCUGGAGAGCCGGGCUGGGACAGCCUGCUGGGGCCUGGGGCGGAGAGACUGCCCCUGAACAGUACCCCCAAGGAUGGGGGCCUGGGGCCCGGGAAGGUCCCCUGGCCAGGAGACUUUGGGACCGCAGCAAAGGACGGUGGUGGCAACGGGGCCUCUGAGGAGCGGCCGCGGGAGAAUGGAGAUGCCCUGCCUCGGGAGGGGUCCCUGGGUCCCCUUCCAGGCCCUUCUGCCCAACCUCACAAAGGCAUCCUCAAGAAGAAGUGUCUGCCCACCAUCAGUGAGAAGAGCAGCCUCCUACGUCUACCCCUGGAGCAGGGCACAGGGUCUUCCCGGGGCUCCUCAGCCAGCGAGGGCAGCCGGGGUGGGCCCCCUCCCCGCCCUCCACCCCGGCAGAGCCUCCAGGAGCAGCUGAAUGGGGUCAUGCCCAUCGCCAUGAGCAUCAAGGCAGGCACGGUGGAUGAGGACUCGUCAGGCUCCGAAUUUCUCUUCUUUAACUUCCUGCAUUAACCCUGGGCCGGUGGUUCCUACACCCUGAGGCUCCCUUACGCUCCCCAGCUGCACUCACGCCCC